GCGGAGGGGAACGAGCGCUCGCGGGCCGGGCUGCGGGUUCGGCUGCGCGGCGGGACUGAGGCGGCCGCGGGGCCCGAGCGCAGGGAGCUGAAGCUUGGAGCCCCAACCUCGGUGCUGGAGACCGCCGGGCACGUGCACAGCUCUCUGGACGACGGGGGCCCGGAGCUGAUGGCAGACAAUGUCAGCCACUAACAACAUAGCCCAGGCCCGGAAGCUGGUGGAACAGCUCCGCAUUGAAGCUGGGAUCGAGCGCAUCAAGGUCUCCAAAGCCUCGUCGGAACUCAUGAGCUACUGUGAGCAGCACGCCCGGAACGACCCUUUGCUGGUCGGAGUCCCUGCCUCCGAGAAUCCCUUCAAGGACAAGAAGCCCUGUAUUAUCCUCUAGCUGUGUCCUCAUGUGUGCCCCGCUCUCUCUCUGUCCCUCUCUCUCCUUCUCUCUCGGGCAGGGUGUCAUUGAGUACUCAGCUCCAGCAAAACAUGUCGAGUCCCCAAAACGUUUAAUCCCAAAAGAAAUGCAAAAUGUGUCCACUGCCCGGAUGGGGUAAAAUGUGUCCCUUGGGUUUAGGUGGAUUUUUAGGUCCAACAACUCAGCCCUCUCGCGGGCCUGACCAAAACAGGGAUGGUGGCUUUACAGUCCCUUCUGGUUAAGGACAGCUGGGAUGCCCGAUGUGGUGACAAUUUUUUAAAACUCUCCAUUGCCACUGGAAUUAUAGACUCCGAGCCAAGGAGGAAAGGAGGGUGACUUCGCCGCUGGCUCAGGUGGCCAUCUGUGAAGAGACUUCACAGGUUGCUGGGAUGCUUUUUUUCUUUUUAAAUUUAAACCAGUAGUAAAAUGGGGGGGGGCGGGGUGACAUCAUGAACUUUUGGGGAAGAAAUCUCUCCUUUCCGUUUAAAAAAUUGUUACUCCAUAUUACUAAAAUUGGGUCUUGAUGGCUGAGCCUGUAGCAGAACCGUCUCGUGGAAUGCACAAUAGGUUUUAGGGUCCAGGAGGGAGGUUUUGUCUGUGAAACGUGCCCUGUGUUGGCAAGUGUCAUCCCCCUGUGACGUUUGUCACUUGACAGCCAUGCCGUGGGCCCCGCCCUUCCCUGGGGACCCUAUCCAUGGCAGAAAUGGAUUUUCAGGCCCGGCCCGGGGAGUGGCCACUGGGAUGGCCCAUUGUGCUUUGUUCUGUGUUGAGCACAAGGCAUCAAUGCGGUCCUCAGAGGCUUUGAUCAGACUCGGCCCUUCCUGUUUUUCUCAACUUUCUCUCUCAUCACCGUGGCCAUUUUUCAAACAGAAACACGGGCUGGGCCACCCCUGCCUGGCAGGGGCAGCCGCCUUGUGCUUGGGCGUGUGAAAAGUUGCUAAAUUUUCUGGAGGGGACUGCAAAAGACUCUGGGAGAUGAGACCCUUUGUCCCACACGUGGAAACGUCUGCUCCAGUCUCCCCCUCGGUCAUUUUGCUUUUCCACCCCAUACAAUCCAGAGCGUCCGGUUUGAGGAUGUGACAUGCGUUUUAAGUGGGACCUGUCACUCAUCGCAACAGCCUCGGAAAUUUGCCAUGUUGUGGGUAGGGCUGGGGAGGAGGCUCUUUUAUGAUUGCUCUGUCCUCUUCCACGCCAGGGACAGUUGCAGGAGCAGGUGGCAGACGAAGACUCUUGGGGGCCCAGCCCCUACUCAGCCCUGAACUUGGGAAUCCCCAGGCUGCCCCGGCCGCUGACCAUGGGACUGACCCGGAAGCAAACAGUGGAAAGAAACUAGUCCAGCUCUGUCCCUGCUGCCCCGAUGGGAAUCAGAGCCUGAGGGCCCACGCGAGGAGUGUUCCUGGGUGGCCGCCCAGGGUGUCCUCGCAGGCAAGUGGGGCAGGGGCCAGUUUCCCAAGGCUCCCUGCUCAGCCGGCCUUUAGGGCAAGUGCCAAGGCGCCAAUCUUGCCAAAGCGAGAAGGCUUUGGGUGGGAUGCAGGUGAAAAGGUGCAGGCAGGUGGCGUGACCUCAGGCUGACUCCCAGAGGGUACAGACCGCAGGCGCAGGCUUCUCCCCUGGCACCCAGCUCUCUACGGCUGGUCCGGAGGGCCUGGGGCUUUGGGGAGCCCAGCUCCACCAAAGCGUGGUUGCACCAGGAGAGCUGCAAAGGCUGUCUGAAUACUGCAGUCUCCUUGGCUGGGCCUAGGGCGCGCCUCUCUGCCAUCCCUAGCGGGACUGCAGGAAGGGACAAAGCCUAUUCCAGAAACCCAGGCCUUACCCAAGGCAGGGAGGCCAAGGGCACAGCGGGGUUUGGGGGGGUGUGAGAAGCCCAUAAUGCAACUGCACAAGGGGCAGAGCAUGCAUGCCAGGGAGGAAGACCCAUGUCCCCACCUGGACCCUUUCUUUCCAACGAACCAUCUUGGUACCUGGGAACUAACGCAGCCCCGUUUCUCUUUAAAAGCCUUAAUCCCUUGAGUGGGCAUCACAUCCCUGCAGGGCCGUCCUCCGACCCUCGUGCCCCACCAUCCAGGUCCUCUGGCCGCUACCUCCAAAGAGGAUGGUAGAUUUUGAUCUCAAUGUCAGCGGGACCCUGGGGGCCCAAACCUCCCUUCUCUUCCUCCAGGGCAGAGGGAGGAGGGGGACACAGCCAUGCCAACCCAGCCCCAUCCUGUGUUCUCCCCGCUGACACGACUCCAGAGCAGCCAGCACAGGACGAAAGCCUCCAGAGAGACGCAGCCCCGGGCAGCCGGGACCCCCGGGCUGGGGACCUGGCGGGGUUAAACCCGGGCCUCGGCGGCCUCGAGCACCUGCUCUGGGAAACACUUCGCUCUGUAAGGCCCUAAACCCACAUCCUCCUGCCCCGCAGAGAGGACCCUGCACAGUCAGAGACCCCCAGGGCCCAAGUGUUCUAGGUAAACUGAGGCCCAGAGAAGGGAAGGACAAGUGUCUCCAGCAAGUCGGGCCUCAGCUGCCCAUACCUGGGUUGUCCCCAACCUGUGCCCCUGCCACCUGCACACCUGCUCAGCUACCUUGUCCUCCAGUUUCUUUCUAAACUUAGAAAAGAAAAUCCUCUAUUUUUGUUUCCUUUUGGAGUAAAUCCCAAUGACCAUACUGUGGGAAGUAACCCCUGCAGACCCGAAGCAUAAGUGCACGCGUGCCCUAGCGGGAAGCGUCCAGGCCUUCUCAGGACCGUGAGUGCACCGCCAGCUGGCCUUGGCGGCAGCACCGGCUCUACCCUUAGGGAGACAAGCAUCUCUCAACCAUGUAGGGGGGACAAAGAUUUAAGGACACACAAGCACCCACGUUUAAAAAAGAAAACAAGGCAGCGGUGGGAGAGGUGGAGUCUCGUUUCUUCUGCAGCUGGUGUCAUUUCCAAGGGGCCUGCUGUGAGCGAGGGUGGCAGGUGGAGGGUGUCUGGCCCCCUCAGGUGGUCCACCUGGGCAACGGUGGGACUGCAGCAGGGACUCCCAGGCUGCGGGAGCUGGUGGGGCCUCAGGCACCUGCUCUGGGGGACACAUCACUCUUUAAGGCCCUAAACUCCCUCCCGUCCCCAACACCAGGAAGGCGCUAGAACACGUCUCCCUCCCCCGACUGCUCAGGCCAAGAUGAAGUGGCUCAGUGGUGACCUGAGGCCUCCAGGGACAUAAACUGUGGCUGGGCAGGGCAGAAGGUGCUUGUCUUUCCUCCUUUCUGCUCGGUCCCUUUGAUGGCCCCACCGCUGUGUUGGGGCAGGACGCUGGGCCCCCAGGCAGCUCAUCCAUCUCAUCUUAACAGCCCUGGGCGUUGGGGUGCGCAGGAAAAGGUGAUCAGGCCCCUGUCCCCACCUGAGUGACCUGGGAGGGGGCUUCCGGGCUGAGGCGAAGCCCUUAAACCAUCACCCUUCCGGAAGGGACACAUGAAAAAGUCCACUCGAUGCUGAACCCUCCAAACAGAAGCCAUACGCCGACACUCUGCCUCGUCUCUCUGUCCACGGACACCGUUGCCAAGCAUUGUAAAGACCAGUUCCCUGUUUCCAGCAGCACUCUGUGGUUCUAGCAAGUUCUAUUCCCAAAUGCAUUUGGAUGUCUAGUUGUUUUUAUUUCUGAUUUUAAAAAAAUUCCAGGUGGGCCACACCCAGUUCCUCGCAGUGUUUUAAUAUUGUGUGGAAUUGUUAAUAUCAUGUGAAUU
This is a messenger RNA of Cynocephalus volans (Philippine flying lemur), 4108 nucleotides long. It is a transcript of the gene GNG7, whose product is annotated as G protein subunit gamma 7. NCBI's taxonomy places the organism in Eukaryota, Metazoa, Chordata, Mammalia, Dermoptera, Cynocephalidae. Bases 179 to 385 code for a protein of 68 amino acids. Gene Ontology annotation, biological process: G protein-coupled receptor signaling pathway. The transcript is spliced from 4 exons. Gene Ontology annotation, molecular function: G-protein beta-subunit binding. Gene Ontology annotation, cellular component: heterotrimeric G-protein complex. The record is from RefSeq and is a predicted model, not a curated record.